Oncorhynchus tshawytscha (Chinook salmon) is the source of this 1248-nucleotide messenger RNA. Its product is annotated as ras-related protein Rab-3C-like. The transcript has 5 exons. Gene Ontology annotation, cellular component: endosome; synaptic vesicle; plasma membrane. Gene Ontology annotation, biological process: protein localization to plasma membrane; regulation of exocytosis; protein secretion. Lineage: Eukaryota; Metazoa; Chordata; Actinopteri; Salmoniformes; Salmonidae. The coding region runs from base 175 to 834 and encodes 219 amino acids. The record is from RefSeq and is a predicted model, not a curated record. Gene Ontology annotation, molecular function: GTPase activity; GTP binding.
GCUCUACAACGAACGAACACUGGCGCGUGCUUGGGCCGGACAGUUCAGCUUCGGAACACAGGGACAGCUCCCAGGUGCUGAAAUUGUCGAGCAUCAAACCGAACCGUCUUCUACAGUAAAACAUUUAUAUAAAAACAGAAAAAGCCACUGACUGACACGAAGCCUUCGACGCAGAUGGCUGCCACUCAGGGGACCACUCAAGGGAAGGAGGGCGGGGACCAGAACUUUGACUACAUGUUCAAACUGCUGAUCAUUGGCAACAGCAGCGUGGGUAAAACCUCCUUCUUGUUCCGCUACGCUGACGACGCCUUCACCUCAGCCUUCGUCAGCACCGUGGGCAUUGACUUCAAAGUCAAGACCGUCUACAAGAACGACAAGAGGAUUAAACUGCAGAUCUGGGACACAGCGGGACAGGAGCGGUACCGGACAAUCACCACUGCAUACUACCGGGGAGCCAUGGGCUUCAUCCUUAUGUAUGACAUCACCAACGAGGAGUCCUUCCAUUGUGUGCAGGACUGGUCGACCCAGAUUAAGACCUAUUCUUGGGACAACGCCCAGGUGGUGCUGGCUGGGAACAAGUGUGACAUGGAGGAGGAGAGGGUGGUGGCUUCAGACAGCGGGAGACAGCUGGCAGAACAACUCGGUUUUGAGUUCUUUGAAACGAGUGCCAAGGACAACAUCAAUGUCAAGCAGACCUUUGAACGCCUCGUUGACAUCAUCUGUGACAGGAUGUCCGAGAGCCUGGACACUGAUCCUGCCGUUACCACGGGAACACCUAGCGCCAAACUGACAGACAGCGCCCCGCCGCUCCAGCAGUCCGCCUGUAACUGUUAGUGGCUCCUCCCGCUUCCUGUGUUUCGAAGAUACCCAGUCCCUUAGAUAUAGGGUGCAUCCUAAAUGGCACCCUUUUCUGUACAUAAUGCACUACUUUUGACGAGGGCCCAUAGGGCUCUGGUCAAAGGUUGUGUACUUUAUAGGAAAAAGGGUGCCAUUUGUGACUCAACUGUAGUCUUAAAGUAGGGGUGCACAACUAAGGUCCUGGAUGGCUGCAGCAAAGGCAGAUUUUCCUCCUUGCCUUUUAAUCAGAGAUUGACUUGUAUAAAUACUGUAGGUGCUCUCUGGCCAAUCAGUGACAGUAGUCCAUCAGUUAAGUGCCAGGAUGGAAGGAAACUCAGCAGGACUUCGGACUGGAGUUGUGCACCCCUGUCUUGUAGUAUUCUGAUGUGUCAUCUGACCACUUUUAUCAUC